Molecule: messenger RNA, 1468 nt
Organism: Arabidopsis lyrata subsp. lyrata
Lineage: Eukaryota; Viridiplantae; Streptophyta; Magnoliopsida; Brassicales; Brassicaceae
Product: pathogen-related protein
Exons: 4
Coding region: 602-1318 (238 amino acids)
Source: RefSeq, a predicted model, not a curated record
AUCAACAAUAUGCUUAGAUUGUGACUAACACAAAUCACUACGCUGUUAGACUAGAUGUACAAAAACAUCAUAAUUUAAGUAGUGACCUAUAUAGUAAUUAAAUGGUUCACUAGUUUCUGCAAUAAUUUCCAAAAAAAAAUCAAGAAUCUUUGAUUACCAUAUAAUAUCCGAUGUGACAUACAUAGCAAACAUAUACUUAAAAAAGUUACACAAGACUUUCUUGUAAAAUUCCUUGGUUUACAUUUUUUAUUUCCUAGUCUUAGAAAAGGUCAUUAUGUCACAAGUUACACAAGACUUUCUUGUAAAAUUCCUUGGUUUACACUUUUUAUUUCCUAGUCUUAGAAAAUGUCAUUGGGUAGAAAAGAAGCCAAUUUGGAUAGACAAAGAAGUAAUUGUGGGUUAUUGGUUGCAACAUAGUCAUGAAGAUAUUUAGAAAUGUGAUUGAGACAAUUAACAACUUCAAAAUGUCAACUUUACGUGGAUAAGAAAACGGGAUUCACCACUAAUCCAUUUUAAACUAUUUUCUUAAUAUCAAUCAACAUGUAUUGUGAGAUUAUUAAAGAUACAAGCCAUCAUAACUAUUUCUCCAUCAAAAGCUAAUAUGGCUACUAGGGAAGAGAGAGAUAAGUAUAGAUCAGUCCUUGAAGAUGCAGGACAGGUUCAAUGGAGGUAUGGUCUCCCUCCAGACUUCAAUAGUGUGAACCAGCUCUUUGAAGAAGGCCAGACCAAGGUGUGGCCACAAGGUUCGUUAGAAGAGACUGUGCAAAACGCAAUCAAGUCAUGGGAGAUGGAGUUCUCACAUAAGAUCCGUUUACAGGACUUCAAGACUAUAAACCCUGAGAAAUUUAAGCUCUUUGUCAAUGGGAGAGAAGGUUUAUCAGCUGAAGAGACGCUUAGGCUUGGGAGUUACAAUGCUUUGCUCAAGAACUCUUUGCCUGAAGAGUUUCAGUACUACAAGCCAGAGGAAGAGAGCUUUGAGUCAUCACAUGACGCCUUUAGAUCUGCUUUACCACGCGGGUUUGCGUGGGAAAUACUCUCUGUGUACUCGGGACCGCCUGUUAUAGCCUUCAAGUUUAGACACUGGGGAUACUUUGAAGGAACUUUCAAAGGUCAUGCUCCUACUGGGGAAAUGGUUCAAUUCAUGGGUCUAGGAGUUCUAAAGGUUGAUGAAACGCUUAGAGCAGAGGAGAUCGAGAUUUACUAUGAUCCAGGAGAGCUGUUCGGGGAACUACUCAAGGGACGUCCUAUAUCAGAGACCAAAACCACAGACAGAGGAGACAACACUGCAGACAAACAAAGCUGCCCAUUCACACACUAAAAAAUAAUAAUGAUCUAUGAAUGUCUAUUGUCCGUAUAAUGUUGGUUUAUACCAGAAAUAAGAAAAGCAGAAGUGUAUUUGACCCUUUAAAGAAUAUAUUGUAACAGUCUCUUGGUUAUUGAUGCAUGUAAUAAAUUAUAAGUUAUGUUA